AUGGACCAAAGUUCAAGAACUUUCUUUCCUUAUAUUCCAAACGAGGUCAAGCAUAGAAAGCGUACAUCUCGUAUACAGCUCAAGGUCCUGGAAGACAUAUUUCGUAAAGAUAAAAAACCAAAUGCUGCCCUGCGUAACCAGUUAGCAGCAGAACUUGAUAUGCUUCCACGUGCGGUCCAGGACAAAGCUCUUCGUAAAAGAGUUCAGGACUCGACUCAGCAGGAUUCUCCUUCGGCUCACUCUCCUCAAAAGUCUCAGUCUUCCAGGGACACCUCCCCCAAUGACUCUUCCAAUUCUUCCACCCCCACGGAAAAAUACACGCCCCUGCAGAAGACGAUCAACCACCCUCACCAGAGCCACACCCAUCAUCUUACAAAGUUUUCCUUUUCUCUUCCUGCGCCCCCUACAGAAGCUUGGCACAGUAACCCAGCCACUCCUGCCGAAAUUCCCCCAUAUGUUCGCCAUUUGCCAGUGGACUUGACUUGGCAGGACAAUAAUGACCUUCUGAACACACGUAGAGGGUCGCUGCCAAUAACCGCGUCCACGCCAAAUAGACGCAAGUCUAUGGACAUCAGUCUCCUUAGGCUCAUGCAUCAUCCGUUCGCACGCGUUGCAAAGGAGAAGAAUGACGCGAUCUUUCUCAGGCCGCCCAUAUCUCCUGCAGGGUGUCAGUCCAUGGCCCGUCCACCGUCCGGCCUCGGUGCGCCAAGCAUACGUGUAACAAGUUACAGCUCUUCUACUUCCUACAGCCCUUACACCCGCCCUUCUUCGGCUCAUAGAGCGUCAGAGCCCCAUGUCUUCUCGCCUACUCGCUCCUCCCUUGUACCGGAGAUUCGUCCACCGUUUCCGUCCCCGCACGUGCCGCGCCGGCUCUCGGACAACCGCUUUACAAUGAGCUCCAGAGCGCUCCCGUCGCCUAUUCCUGGCCCCCUGCCAAAGCCUGAUUUUCAGUUUGGCGCUCCAACUUCUGGGUCCCCUCCACAUGUCUCACCGGAUGCAGAAUCUCUCGGGAACCUGCACGCAUGGGCUUUUCCUCGCAACGAGGCAGAUCAGGACGCGGAGGAUUCGUACAGUUCUACUGGAUUAUCUAGAUCCAGCUCGAUUGCUAGCAUCUGUGGGAGCGACACCAGCGCGACCAGUGCAAUUUAUUCGGACGUCAGCAGUUGUGUUGCCGUCGAUCAUUUCGAUUCUAAUGGCACGAGAGGGUCUUGUGCAUCCAACCUCGAAACGCGUAUGUCCGGUUUGAACAUGCGGUCCAGCCAGGGAUCGCUCAAUGAGGCUCACUUAAACGCCGCGUCUUCAUUUUCCUACCAACACAGGGAACACCUGUUAUCACAGGAACCAGGGCACUCUUCCCCUACUUCCACUGUUUCACCCGGCGGAAGUCCACACUCUGGAUACAGCCAGGACCCUGGCCCUUCGGGUCUGCGAACGAGCGAGGUUUUGUUUUGUUACAAUCCUCUCCCACCUGAAACUACCGCCAACGCCUAUCUAGGUCCCAUGGAGCCCACCACAGCAAGCCACAGGCUCAGUAUACCCACCAUCCAAGAAGGAGUGCCGCACAAUCAUAUUCAGAACAACAUCGAACACAACUCCUCAUAUCCCACGCCCGUAGACACGACGGCCCCGUCCAACGUAUAUCAUUUCGCCCCAGAAUCCAACCAAUACUCCCACACAGGAAACUAUCCACCAUUUCCGCGGGAUGGCACGUUUCCUCCCACGGAGACCUCAUACGCCCAACCUGGAUUGCAGCACCCAGCAGAGAGCAGUUUUGCGUUGAGCUCUGCUCCGUCUGCUAAUAUUGGAAUCGGUGGCGGUAUGAACUCGUAUAUGUUGCCUCCGGCUGAAUACACAUUUGCUGUACCUCCUUCGAAUAGCGUGGGGCAUGGUGGGGAGCGGUUUAGUGCAUAUAGCUGAGGCGGCCGUCGACUUUCCUGGACCGCUGUCUAUAUCUUCCAUUCUCAUUGUCCAUCCGUCUGGAAUUCGCAUGUACCAUAAUUUACUACUGCCUUUGCUCGCUGCUAUUAUUCCGUGGUCGCUGCAAAUUAAUUUGGUCGUGGUCUCAUGGUUUUUUUUCGAACCUGCCGUUUCGUUGUGCUUUACGUCCAUUACUUUAUUCACUUUUACUUUUUCUCAAUACUCAUACUGAUACACUCAGCUUGCACUGCCAGCAUGUCUCUUUUGUCCCGUUGUCCAUCACCCUGUCACUCGUUCGUUCGCUACUCUCCUCUGCUCGUCGUUAUCUGGUCAUGCUUG
Molecule: messenger RNA, 2256 nt
Organism: Suillus discolor
Lineage: Eukaryota; Fungi; Basidiomycota; Agaricomycetes; Boletales; Suillaceae
Exons: 7
Coding region: 1-1917 (638 amino acids)
Molecular function (GO): DNA binding
Source: RefSeq, a predicted model, not a curated record